UUUCUAAAUCACCCGGUAUAUAACUGGAGGGACUAACGCAACGCGCGGUCAGUUGUAUCAAUUAUAGGCGUGGACAUAUAGAAUAUAUAGAGAGAGAGUAUUGGAGGCAUUGAAUCUCUCUCUCGUGAGGAGUUUUUCCAAAGUAAAGAAACAAGACGCUCCUCACGCUUUUCCCGAAAUGGCUUUUGGAGUUCGCUUCUUCAUUCUUGUGACAACAUUGUACUUUCUCUGCAUUCAAGAAGGCUUUUCUAUUAAAUGUUGGGUGUGCAGAUCAGACUCGGAUCCAAAAUGUGCGGAUCCGUUUGACAAUUCCACAGUGCCUAUUACAGACUGUAGGCAAGAACCUGAAUUGGAGCACUUGCCAGGUGUAAAACCAACGAUGUGUCGUAAAAUUCGUCAAAAAGUUAACGGUGAAUGGAGAUAUUUUCGUAGCUGCGCUUACAUGGGCGAACCAGGGAUCGCGGGUGACGAGCGAUUUUGUUUAAUGCGAACUGGAACAUAUAAUAUAUUUAUGGAAUAUUGUACGUGCAAUAGUAAAGACGGUUGUAAUUCAGCGUCUUACCAAUAUGGAAAUUGGCUUCUCUUAUUAAUUGGUUUAAUAACAACCGUUCGAUACGUAUUUGUUGUUUGAAGAAGUCUAGCCAAAGAUUCUCAACAGAUCUGAUUCACUGGAUAAUUUAGAUUUCACUAACUAUCUUUACGGUUCAAGAUUCACUUGUACUUACUCAAUACUUCUUUUAUCUUAAACAUCGAAUAUCAGGGAAGAUACAAACUCCAGCAAUCAAAUAUAUAUAGAUAUUGUAGUUUUUACAAUGCAUUUUUGUAAUUUUUAUAAUUUUAUAAUUUUUUACGCAAUCAAGUGCCUUUUUAUACAUAUCUUUAUGUGUCAAUAACAAUAUCAAUGAAAAUUUUAAAUAUAAGACGGAAUAACUUCCAGUAAGUCGGUAAUUUACCUUGGCUUUUAAGCUACAUUUUAUCAAUAAAUUACAUAUUUUAUAGAAAUAUAUUUUUACUGCUAUACAAAAAAUGUAUAUUUGUACUAUUUUUUUCCAUUUUAAUAUUACUAUAGUACAAAUUAUAAGUCUUACUAAUAUCGAA
This is a messenger RNA of Pogonomyrmex barbatus (red harvester ant), 1098 nucleotides long. It is a transcript of the gene crok, whose product is annotated as crooked. The record is from RefSeq and is a predicted model, not a curated record. Lineage: Eukaryota; Metazoa; Arthropoda; Insecta; Hymenoptera; Formicidae. Gene Ontology annotation, biological process: regulation of synaptic transmission, cholinergic; sleep; positive regulation of voltage-gated potassium channel activity.